CCAGGAAGGCGUGCGCACUGAUCCAUCUCUCACUCACGCUCUUCGCUCCGAGUCCCGUCACAGCGGCGAAACUCCUCUGCGCUCCCGAACUGUUCAGAGCGGAGGUGCGGAGGGAGGAGGGCAGGUGAGGUGAGGGGAGCAGCGUCGCCUCCGUCUCCCCGCUGACCCCUAGUGGCCGCUCCCCAAACAUGGCGGACCGCGCGUCUCUGGGCAAAGUGAGCGGCUCCACCGAAUCCGUCGCCACGGUGACCAGCGAAGAGUUCGUCCUCGUCCAGUCGAACGCCGGGUCCCCGCAGAGCUCGGAGGGCAGGCCCCGGCUCAAGAUGUCGUGUAACGGCGACGAGCAGCUGGAGAAGGCUCUGGAGGAGGUGCUCGACGACGACGACGACGACGAUGAAGUGAAAGAGGAAAAGAGCAGCACAGAGAAGAUGGAGAAACACGAGGAACCAAAGAACCAGACCCCGAGACCCUGUGCUCCAGACCCGGCACCUGCCUCUGCACCUGCCUGCCCUGCACCUGCCCCUGCACCUGCCCCAGCACCUGCCCCAGCCACGACUCCUGCCCCGGCACCGGCACCUGCCCCUGCCCCGGUCCCUGCCGUCCCAGAAGAGGACAGCGUGCAGUUUAAUAAACUCUUGUAUCUGGGCUGCACUUGGGUCAAAGCUCCGCGGAACGAGGCCGAGGCUCUGAGGGCCAUGGCCACGCUGAGGGCGGAGAGCGCCGUGCCCAUCCCCGUCACCCUGCACGUGCCCUGCGGCCCCAACGGAUCAGUCAGGAUCGUGGAGCAGGCGUCGGGCACAGAAAUCGCCUCCUUCCCCAUCUACAAAGUGCUGUUCUGCGCCCGGGGGAAAGAGGGCGCCGUGGAGAGCGACUGCUUCUCCUUCACCGAGAGCUACAGGAGCUCAGAGGACUUCCAGAUCCACGUGUUCUCCUGCCAAAUCAAGGAGGCUGUCAGUCGGAUCUUGUACAGUUUCUCCACGGCUUUCCGGCGUUCGUCUAAACCCGCGGACUCGGUGGACCAGCCCCACAGCGCCCCCUCUGACAGCGACCUGUACCACUUCACCGUGACUCUGGACAUCAAGGAGGACGACGGGAAAGGAAACUACAGUUCGGUGCCUAAAGAUCGUGACAAGUUCUACUUCAAACUGCGUCAGAGCGUCCAGAAGAAAGUGAUCGUGUCCGUUCAGCAGACGACCAACAAAGAGCUGGGCGUCGAGAGGUGUUUCGGGAUGCUGCUGAGUCCGGGACAGAAAGUCAGCAACAGCGACAUGCGUCUGUUAGAAAUGGAGUCGAUGGGGAAGAGCUCCGAUGGAAAAGCCUACGUGAUCACAGGGAAGUGGAACCCCAACAUGGCCGCCUUCCAGCCCCUGAACGAAGACACGCCCAAAGAUAAACAGGUGUACCUGACUGUAGCUGUGGACCUGGUGGUGACGGAGGUGGUGGAGCCCGUUCGGUUCCUGCUGGAGACUCUGGUCCGAGUUUAUCCCACAAACGAGAGGUUCUGGUACUUCAGCCGAAAGAGCUUCAGCGAGGACUUCUACCUCAGACUCAGACAGGAGCAGCAGGGUCAGAGCGACGCCGUGUUCGAGGUGGUGAGUCUGCAGAGGGAGGCCGACAGGAGCAACGACGACAAACUCCAGCCGACGUCUCCCACCGAGGAAGAGGAGCAGGACGAAGAAAGCGACAAUGAAAUCUCCAGCGGAACCGGAGACGUGUCCAAAGAUUGUCCCGAGAAGAUCCUGGAGUCCUGGGGAACCAUCCUGAACAGAUGGUAA
Messenger RNA from Boleophthalmus pectinirostris (great blue-spotted mudskipper), 1775 nucleotides. RefSeq names its product rab GTPase-activating protein 1-like. The coding region runs from base 189 to 1775 and encodes 528 amino acids. The record is from RefSeq and is a predicted model, not a curated record. The transcript has 12 exons. Lineage: Eukaryota; Metazoa; Chordata; Actinopteri; Gobiiformes; Gobiidae.